CCCAGGGUGCCUGCCAGGUAGGUAUCCACACACUUUUUCCGAGCCGCAUCCAAACAUUUUCUCUUCUUUGAACGACAACGCGAAAAAUCAUAACGAUCAAUACAAAGCACUCACUCUUCUUCCCUCAAGACAUUCCAUCCGUUCUUCCUCAUUCUUCUCGACUGCCCAAUAUGGCGAGCGGCGACGCUACUCUGUUCGAAGAAUCUUUCACUGUGACUGAGUAUGAUCAGUCCAAGUAUGACCGUGUCGCCCGCAUUUCGUGCACUUCAAGCGACUCUCAGACUGUUAUGACUCUAGACAUCAACAUCGAGCUCUUCCCCUGUGCUGUUUCCGACACUCUGCACGUAGUUCUGUCUACUACUCUCUCUUUGGACGGAAGCAAGGAGGACGAGAAGGGCUGGCGAGACGUUGGCAAAGGUGGUGAUGCGCCAGCGACAGCCGCCGACCUUUAUGACUACGUGUGCCAUGGAAAGAUCUACAAGUUCGAGGAAACAUUCGAUGGAAAUACCAUCAAUGCCUACUGCUCUUUCGGCGGUCUUCUUAUGUCGCUUCAAGGCCCCAUCAAGAAACUGACCCCCCUCCGUGUCGACAACGUGUACCUUCUCGUCAAGAAAUAAGCAGAAGCGCCCAAACUUGUCCACCACUAUAGGGCUUUUGUGUUACCACUAGCUCCAGGUCACAUUAAUGAUACCCAUGCGAAAACCGCCGUGUUGGCCCCCAAUGAUUCUCAAAGUCCAAGACUCUAUCUCGCCCCUGUAAGCCUGGUCUAUCGAAAUCACAAUGAGCGCCAAUUGCUUUGAUGCGGACCUGGGAAAGGAAUGUCGCGGCGCACUCUCCGCUUGAUCUGCUCAAUCUCGGGCUCGUUUCCGUCAGUGAGAAUUCCAUGACGAAUGAAAAAGUCGAGGGUGACGAGGGCACAAUUGGACUUGAAUCGACCCUUGGCGAGAUCUACCUUGACUUGAUCAACGUCGCAGAGCUCAAAUUUCUCCGCCUCACCAUCUUUGGGCUGAGGGAUCACAUCGUUGGGAAGCUCGAGAUCGUAUAGCCACUGGCACUCAGGAUAAAUGAAGCCGCCUUCGCCAACCUGUCCCUCGUCCGUGAUGUAAAUGUAUGUAACAUUGCCGACGAACUUGGCACUCUUGCGAACGAUAUCACCAGGAAGACUGGCUUCCUCGUCAGCCUCGCGAAUGACGCAUUCGAAAGGGUCCUCUCCUGUCAUCAAACCACCUGCCACGGUAUUAUCAAGCAUGCCGGGAAAGGUUGCCUUGUUCUGAGCACGCGUAGGGACCCAGAGGCGAAUGCCGUGAGGUGCAGUCCCAUCCUUGACAUACGCGAUCAUGUGAACGCCGUAACGCACUGUGCCGAGCAAGCCUAUCGCAGCUCGUUCCAUGCUGAACAAUAGCUCGCCACUACGUCCAUACACAGGCCAGAGUUCGUCGCGCCAGCCACGGAGAAGAGGGAAUGUCCCAUUCUUCCGCCAAUAGUCGGCCAGGGUCGCUGCGCGACGAGUACGUUGUUCCUCCGUAGGUUCCUGAAAGAGCACAAUAGUUUUCUUCUCAUCAUCGCAUUCCAUCUCUCCCCUUACCUCUUCAGGAACCCGGUGCAGCUCUCUGGCCACACGGUCUAGGAUGUACCCAAUAGGGUAUGUGCCCUGGCUAUCUCUCCAGACCAGAGUGUAGAGCCCGGCAUUCAUUUUGGUGAAGGCAUCGAGAUCAGUCUCGGCAUACGGGAACCUUGAGAGAUGAGUUACACUUGUAGAUAUGAGAGUGGUAGGAAUUCGGAAUCAUACAUGUCGACUGCAUCGAUGAGAUCGAUGCUUGUUUUGGCCAUUUUGAUACAGGGAAGGACGGAUGCUUGAACUGUUGUGUUGGUGGGAUAUCCUUGGUUCGUAUCUGAUCUGAUAUCGUAUGUAUUCAAAUAGAUAGGUACCUAAUUAGGUAGGUAGACGAUGAUGUCAAUGUUGAGUACCUAACCAGGGUACCGACUGUUUGGCAGUACAAGGUUGAUGCAGUUGCGGGCUUUUCCCAAAGUUGCCCGGUUUAUAUGAGAGGUUGGCAGAGCAAGC
Molecule: messenger RNA, 2065 nt
Organism: Fusarium verticillioides 7600
Lineage: Eukaryota; Fungi; Ascomycota; Sordariomycetes; Hypocreales; Nectriaceae
Product: DNA-directed RNA polymerase I, II, and III subunit RPABC3
Exons: 2
Coding region: 171-617 (148 amino acids)
Biological process (GO): DNA-templated transcription
Cellular component (GO): RNA polymerase III complex; RNA polymerase I complex; RNA polymerase II, core complex
Molecular function (GO): DNA-directed RNA polymerase activity
Source: RefSeq, a predicted model, not a curated record